Molecule: messenger RNA, 366 nt
Organism: Cajanus cajan (pigeon pea)
Lineage: Eukaryota; Viridiplantae; Streptophyta; Magnoliopsida; Fabales; Fabaceae
Source: RefSeq, a predicted model, not a curated record
AUGGAUUUGGUGGAACCUGAUACUCCUCUUCCCUCUUGGUUCACAGAGGAAGAUCUUGCAACAUACGGAGCCUUGUAUGAGAAAUCUGGAUUCCAAACUGCAUUGCAGGUUCCAUAUAGGUCAUUAGGUGAAGUGUGUAACUUACCAGAUCCUGUGGUUAAAGUUCCAGCAUUUCUGAUAAUGGGUGGCAAGGAUUAUGUUCUGAAGUUUCCAGGGAUUGAGGAUUUAACAAAAGGUGAAAAGGCAAAAGAGCUUGUUCCCAAUUUGGAGGUUACAUUUAUCCCUGAGGGAACUCAUUUUGUUCAAGAACAGUUUCCCGAACAGGUGAAUCAGCUUAUUCUUGGCUUCCUUGCCAAGCACACUUGA